GACCGAUGAGUCUACUUGACACCCGGAGACUCCGAAUUCUGGAUCCGCCUCUGGUUCCUACAAAGUAUGAAACUGCAUUAGUCGAGUUAGUGGGUUUCAGAUACUAGACAUAUAAACCCAAAAAAAAGGAACUUGAAAUAUUUUUCCGUAACUAUUUUAUCUUUCUCAAAUCACAGAAGAUAAACUGAAUGGUGUCUAUAAAGUAAUUUACUUCAUUUCCCCAGCGUUUUUUUUUUCCCUUCUAAGCAAGCUACCAGCUGCAUUUUAACAGUAAACAUAUUAUUCUCUUCACCUUAAAUUGCACCUUUUCACCUAACAAUUUCUUUCAUCAAAAUACUCCCACAAACUUUUUUCCCCAAACCUCUUAUCACAUCUUUUUUCUUUAAUUAUUUUGUAGCAAGAAAUCCACCCACAGCUCACUAUAUAACUGAUGCACACUCACCUUCUCCCUCCACCAUCUGAAAACUUCAAAUUAAUCUAAAUCAAGAAAGAAAAAUGACUUACAACUUAGUGUUAUCUUUUCUUUUCUUGUUCCUUUUCUUGCUCCAAUUCACUUGCAUUUUGGCUCAAGCACCUGCUAUGGCUCCAAUGCCACCAACUCAAUCUUUGGCUCCGGCUUCACUUCCCCCAGCUCAACCUUCUGCUCCGGCUUCACCGCCACCAACUAUAUCUUCUCCUCCGGCACCAAUAUCGUCCCCAAUUGUAGCCUCUGCUCCAGGACCACCUGGUCCGCCAAACGUUAUAAAAAUCCUUGCGAAAGCUGGAUCAUGUUCGACGUUCAUCAAGUUGUUACAAAUCACUCAAGAAGUGAGUGAAAUCACCUCAUUACUAAACAACUCCAAUCGCAUAACCAUGUUUGUUCCAUCGGAUGGUGCUUUCUUGAACCUGAAAACUGGCACCCUCAACUCUUUUAGUGAUCAGCGGAAAGCUGAAUUGGUUAAAUUCCAUGUCCUCACCAGAUAUUUCUCCCUUUUACAGUUCCAAACGGCUAGCAACCCUUUACAGACACAAGCCGGUGGAACCACUAAUCGUGAAUUCCCCAUCAAUAUAACCACCAACGGGACAGCAGUGGACAUAGCAACUGGGAUUGUGAAUGCAAGUGUGACCAGUACAAUUUUCAAUGAUAAUCAGUUAGCUAUUUAUCAGGUAGAUAAAGUGCUCCUGCCUUUGCAAUUUUUUGUCCCACCAUUACCACCAGCACCUGCUCCAGCGCCCCCAAAGCCCAAAAAGGACGUUCCUUCAACGGAUUCUUCCCCUGUUAAUGUUGUUCCAUCUGAUGCCACUUCUCUUCUUCCCCACAUACUUCAGGGAAUUGUCUAUCCCGGCUCCUUUUUCUUCUUCUCUCUUUGCUUUGAGUAUAUGAGUUAAGAAGUCGUACACAUGUCUGCGUGUUUGGGGUGUUAUGUUAUGUACAUUUAAGUGGAAUUUAAUAAGAUGUUAUUUUUCAGUGUGUAGUCAAGCAUGCUUGAAUGUUGCAUAUAAUGUAAUCUUUUAAAGAAUUUGAACAUCAGUUAUAAGAUAUGGGUAAAGCAGCUCAAUUCCUCUGCUUAAGUUUUCUUUA
This is a messenger RNA of Capsicum annuum, 1561 nucleotides long. RefSeq names its product fasciclin-like arabinogalactan protein 12. The transcript has a single exon. Lineage: Eukaryota; Viridiplantae; Streptophyta; Magnoliopsida; Solanales; Solanaceae. The coding region runs from base 496 to 1368 and encodes 290 amino acids. The record is from RefSeq and is a predicted model, not a curated record.